Gregarina niphandrodes is the source of this 564-nucleotide messenger RNA. Its product is annotated as MED7 protein. NCBI's taxonomy places the organism in Eukaryota, Apicomplexa, Conoidasida, Eugregarinorida, Gregarinidae. Bases 1 to 564 code for a protein of 187 amino acids. The transcript has 2 exons. Gene Ontology annotation, biological process: regulation of transcription by RNA polymerase II. The record is from RefSeq and is a predicted model, not a curated record. Gene Ontology annotation, molecular function: transcription coregulator activity. Gene Ontology annotation, cellular component: core mediator complex; mediator complex.
AUGGACCAACCUGGAAGCACUCAACUGGCGGAAGGCUGGCCCGCCCCGCCUUACUGGUACGCCUGCUUCCCUGCCGAAGCCCCUGACCGCGACACCCUCGAGUUCGCCUACGACAAGACCCUCUUUCCACCACCUCCCGUUCCGCAGGACAAUUUCACCGCCUUUGGCGCUGUGGUCGACAUGAGCGAGUUUGAUAUGUCCACUACUUUGGAUUCGGACGCGAAAUUGUACCGUGAAGAGGGUGUAGAAUUGCGUGACGAGUUCGACCGCUUGUUCGAUACAUUGUUGGAUGAGGUGGUGGUUUUGUUCGGCCAGUCAAGUCAACUGAAUUCGGAGUUCGCAGGUGGUGCGUCCGGCCGAGUCAAGAACAUCAUUCGGCUCUAUCGUAACCUCCAGAACAUCCUCCACGUGCUCCGCCAAGACCAGUUCACCGCUAACGUCCUAGACAUGCUCCAUCAACAGGCACAGCAAAAGCUAGCAAUCAUCAACGACAUCCGCCAGAUCGCAUUUGACCUUGCCCCACUCACUCUCGAAGACGCUAUCCGACCCCCCACCGACGAAUGA